Trifolium pratense (red clover) is the source of this 1686-nucleotide messenger RNA. Its product is annotated as transaldolase-like. Bases 175 to 1386 code for a protein of 403 amino acids. Gene Ontology annotation, molecular function: transaldolase activity. Gene Ontology annotation, biological process: pentose-phosphate shunt; carbohydrate metabolic process. The transcript is spliced from 7 exons. Gene Ontology annotation, cellular component: cytoplasm; intracellular anatomical structure. Lineage: Eukaryota; Viridiplantae; Streptophyta; Magnoliopsida; Fabales; Fabaceae. The record is from RefSeq and is a predicted model, not a curated record.
AUAAGAAUAUUACUAUAUGCUUAUAAAUAAAUUUUGUGUGUGGUAAUUAUGGUAUAUCUUCUACAUGCAAUUGUAUUUUUUAUUUUUGAAUAACUCGGAUCUAAUGUAAGAAGUUGACAUUUUUCAAUACAUAUUUUUCAUACACAUCUGUUAAGAGAUCAGACUCUAAACCAAAUGGAACUGAAUUUUCAUUUUCACACAAGAUCACCAAGUUUCUUGCAAUAUUCUCAUAAAGCCUUAAGGUUAAAGUGUUUAUGUGCAAAAAUGAAUAAUAGUAACGUGACAUCUACAAGGACUAUUCUGCAUGAUCUCUAUGAGAAACAAAGACAAAGUCCUUACUAUGAUAAUCUCUGUCGACCCGUUUCAGAUUUGGUUCCAUUCAUUGCCUCUGGAAUCAAAGGUGUUACUACCAACCCUGCGAUAUUUGAAAAAGCUAUAUCAUUAUCAAAUGCUUACAAUCAACAGUUGAGGGAGUUGGUAGAGGGAGGGAAAGACACAGAAAGUGCCUACUGGGAAUUGGUUGUGAAGGACAUACAUGAUACUUGCAAACUCUUGGAACCAAUUUACAAUGAAACAAAUGGGGUAGAUGGGUAUGUAUCGGUUGCAGUUUCCCCGAAGCUUGCAAAUGAUACCAACGGAACAAUUGAGGCAGCAAAAUGGCUUCAUAAAAUGGUUGGAUGUCCAAAUGUUUAUAUUAAAAUCCCUGCAAUUGAUGAAUCUAUUCCUUCAAUUAAGGAAGUUAUUUCACUUGGGAUAAGUGUGAAUGUCACUCUCAUAUUCUCUCUCCCUAGAUAUGAAGCUGUAAUUAAUGCUUACUUGGAUGGUCUUGAAGCUUCUAGUACAAGCGAUCUCUCUAAUGUUUCUAGUGCAGCAGCUUUCUACAUCAGUAGAGUGGAUGUUAUAAUUGACAAGAAACUUGAGCAGAUUGGUACCGCUGAGGCUCUUGAUCUCACAGGAAAGGCUGCGGUUGCUCAAGCAGCCUUGGCUUACCAACUUUACCAGAAAAUGUUUUCUGGUCCAAGAUGGGAGCGCCUGGAGAAGAGAGGUGCCAAGAAGCAAAGAUUGAUGUGGGCGUCAACAAAUGUGAAAAAUUCAGCUUACCGUGAUACUUUUUAUGUUGAUUCUCUUAUUGGACCUGAUACGAUUUCAACCAUACCACCAGACCCUGCUCUUAAAGCAUUCAUGGACCAUGGUAUUGUUUCAAGAACCUUGGAUGCAAAAGUAUCAGAAGCUCAAAGCAUAUACAAUGCAAUUGAGACAUUAGGGAUUGAUUGGAGUUCUGUUGGAUCACAACUUGAAAACGAGGUGCUUACUUCUUUCACAAGAAGCUUCGACAACGUGCUUGGGUGCCUGACAAAAAAGGUUAAUGAAUUCAUAAACCAAUAGACCACUAGUGUUAGAUGAAUAGAAACAGUCUCAAUGCUUGUAAAUAAGCCAAUACUUGAUGCAUAUCAAAGCUUGGCAUGUAGUUAAAAUCAUAUUACAUUGGUAAUUUCUUGUUUAUAUUAUUUUUCUUUUCUUUAGUCUUUAUUACUUAUACCAAACGCUGUAACGUUGAAUAAAAUUAUGACUCCCACUCAAGUGAUAAAUGAUACAAGGAAGAUGAAGGACCUAUUUGAGAGUAUCAAACAAAGUCAUGGACUAAUUCGAUUGGGAUUCUCGUGGGAAUUGCAGUGCUUGCUGGAU